AUAAAAGGGAGUCUGGUUGAGACAGGGGGAACUGGGGAGAAGGCUUGGGAAGGGCUCGGCUUGCAGCACCAUGAAGAGCUUCCCUGUGGCCCCCUUAGUUCUCCUGGUUUUCAUGCUGAGUGUCCAUCGCGGAGCCGCCACACCUGGCAGUGAUGUGGCUAAGCUCUGCUGCUUCCAAUACGGCGACAAGGUCCUUCCCUGGAAAUGGGUGCGUACCUACGAAUUCACCAGGAGCAGCUGCUCCCAGCAGGCUGUGAUAUUCACCACCAAAAAAGGCCAGAAAGUCUGUGCACGGCCAAAGGAAAAAUGGGUGCAAAGAUACGUUUCUUUACUGAGAGCCCGGCAUCAGUUGUGACUGCCGAAUUUCCAGCACAAGGACAGCUGGAUCCUGCUCUUGGCUCUGCUGCCCUUGGCAGAGCCUGGAGAACUUCUUCAACAAGAGACU
This is a messenger RNA of Equus quagga, 445 nucleotides long. RefSeq names its product C-C motif chemokine ligand 26 (gene CCL26). Gene Ontology annotation, cellular component: extracellular region. Gene Ontology annotation, molecular function: CCR chemokine receptor binding; chemokine activity. Gene Ontology annotation, biological process: inflammatory response; cellular response to type II interferon; monocyte chemotaxis. The coding region runs from base 71 to 355 and encodes 94 amino acids. The record is from RefSeq and is a predicted model, not a curated record. The transcript is spliced from 3 exons. NCBI's taxonomy places the organism in Eukaryota, Metazoa, Chordata, Mammalia, Perissodactyla, Equidae.